Molecule: messenger RNA, 1004 nt
Organism: Ylistrum balloti
Lineage: Eukaryota; Metazoa; Mollusca; Bivalvia; Pectinida; Pectinidae
Exons: 5
Coding region: 1-999 (332 amino acids)
Source: RefSeq, a predicted model, not a curated record
AUGGACAAGCUCCCUACUGUCGCAAAAGUGAUCAUUGUGCUGGUGCUCAUAGCUGUGGUGCUGAUCUGUAUACUAGUACCAAUGAGUUUCAGCUAUCUGGAGUACUAUGAGUAUGGAUUUUUGCGGCAGAAAUCCACUGGUACAGUGAGUGUAGAUGAAGUUUUUACUACAGGACGUUUCUACACCGGACCAGAUGUUGAAUUUAAAAUCUUUCAAGCCGAUGCCCAUUCUCUAGAACUUGAGGAUAUCACUGUGUUUACAGCAGACAAGCUAGAGGUUGAGGUGACUGUUUAUUUUCAGUAUUUCCUAAGAAAAGAAGACUUAACACUGCUCCAUGCCGCCUAUGACCUUUAUUAUGAAGAUGUCAUGAAGUCCAGUGCGACUGAUGCUGUUAAGGGGGCUACGACAACAUUUAAUACAAGACAAAUGAUAAGUGAUCGGAAGGUGUUGGAGGAAACCAUUUUUACAGCUGUCAGAGAGAGACUGGGUGGCACUUGCUGCAGACAGGACUGCUCCUCAUUUGCUUACGCGUGCCCUGCUGGUUGUAAGCCCUACAGUACUUGUGAGACCAGUGACAAAGGACUGUAUGCAGAUGUGCGUUAUUUCCAGUUAGGAAGUGUGACUAUCUCCAGUUCUGUGAAUGAACGCUUCAUGCAGUCACUGCUUCUACAGGAGGAAGCGGAGACAGAGAUACUGAAACAGGAAGCUCAGGUCAUCAGGAAAAACACUACAGCCAUUGUACAGAGAACUGAGAAUGAGGCUGUAGAAAUUCAGGCACAGGGCACAGCAGAGGCAGCCUAUAUCCAGUCAGUCUCAAACUCCAAUUAUACUGCCAUCAUAGAAACAGCAAGAAGUGAGGGUCUGAAGGCUGUAUUCAAUAGGCUGAGCAUCACAGAUCAGCAAUAUAAAAGCAGUUUCGACUAUUUAAGAACCCUGCGAGGACUUACCCACACCCAUCUGACUGUUGACUUCCAGCAGCUCAUCACUGGCAACUUCUAAAUGGA